AUGAGUGUUCGUUCCCUGUGUCCGUCAAUUGGCAGUCAUAUGAUUUUGCACAGCUUUAAGCCGCUGUCAGCUCAUCCCCCUCCUCAUCCACAGUUCAUCCCUCAGGAUGGUGGCGGCAUUGGUGGUCCUCAUCACCAAUCCGGGCCUGGUGUAUACGGGCAGUGCGAUGGAAACUUUGAUAAGGAAAAGGUGCCAUAUGAUGGACCAUCACCUUAUCAUCGAAGCAGCCGCUUUGAAACUGAUCCUUCCGCAAUGAGUGGGGAUCCCAUGAUGUACAAUCGGGCACAACCCAUGAUGAUCAAUCAGAAUCACCCACCUAGUGGACGUUAUGAAGAUUCUGGUGCUCCAAGAAUGAUGCCUCCACCUGUUAGUGGCCCAAAUCCCUCUUCCGGGCUCAGCUAUUCCCAGAUAUCGGGAUAUUACGGUCAGUUGUGGAAGCAGCUUAUGGAGACAUUGUGGACAAUCUUUUGCUACGAUGAUCUGACCCUAUUUUCAUAUUCGGAAAUUGAAUUUAACCUGAAGCCAUAA
Molecule: messenger RNA, 528 nt
Organism: Strongylus vulgaris
Lineage: Eukaryota; Metazoa; Nematoda; Chromadorea; Rhabditida; Strongylidae
Source: the annotation of a GenBank genome assembly